CAGGUAGUUCGAGUGUGGAAGCACGAGGCUCGUGGCAUAGCAGAGCAGGAGAACGAAGGCGGUGGAGCAAGGGUGCGGAACGACGACCCCGGGAGGAUUUCGCCGAUGAAGUGACGCAGGGCCUACGCUAGACAAUUACGCAAGAAACCCAGCUGAUAACCCUGACGGCAGUCUGAGGCGCAGCGACCCAUCUCUUAGCUGACCAUCGCCACAACGAUGGCACGACCAUUCUCCACCGCCUGGCUACUCGUAGUCACCACGGCGCUCCUGCUCAUGCUUUCCAAGGCAUCAGCGUCACGGGGAAAUGUCUGGGUUCUUUCGCAGAAAGAGAUGCAAGGAGAUGGCUGCGAUUUUCAAGUUUACGAAGACAAAAGAAAUAUGUGUGAACGCAAAUUUUCCAAUGUGAAUGUGCUCACAUCAGGCAACAACACGUGCAGCGAUGUCCAAAUCUACAUUACGUGCGUUAAAUCUGCGAUGCGAAAGACCCUGUGCAGCGCUAAUGACACCAUCAAGGAGAAUGAGCACGCGCGCAUUAUGGUCAACGUACGCCAGAAGAAUGUUACCUGCAUAUCAUUGCAAGCUCCUCAAAAUAUGCGGCAGGUGAUGCCAUGCCAGAAGCCAGUUGCCUUGAAGAAGUUCUUUGCCUGCGCCUCCACGUUCCACUAUUACAUGAAGAACAAAGACGACGCACAUACAGACGGACCAGAAAAUGACGAUUGCAGUGUCGUGUCCGGCUACAAGGACUGCGUCGAAUACGGCCUCAAGCAUACGGAAUGCAACGACGACAAAGAUUUCUCGGAUCAUAUCCUAUACUUCAUGAAAAGUGAUAUAGCAGCUUACGCGAAAAAGUGCAAGAUCACGGACACCCAAGAACUGAGACUGCAUGCAGCGAUCUCACGCGGUGAAAAAAAUUGUGACCAAGACAAAGCAAUUGAUACGUACUUGACGUGUGGCAAGAAGUUUUUUGACAGCGUCGAGUCCGAUGAAUUACGGAAGCUUUUUCGGGCUUCGGAGAAGAUUGCAGUACCAGCUAGAGCCAUCAACCACUUCAGGCCGCUGGACGUAUCGUCUACUAGCAAGCCAGAAGGAGAUUCUGUGAAGAUCGAUCCAUGCAGUGCUGUGAAGUCCUGGUUAGACUGCUACUACAACGACUUGGUGAAAGCUAAUUGUACGGAAGACAGUGAACUGUUUCGACGAUCUAAAACUCUCUACGAUUUAAUGGUUGGGGAGUUCAAUUGUGUCAAUGCUCAAUUUCGCGCUUUGACUCAAGACCAGACAAGUUGCCAGGAGAAGCCCAUGCUCAUAAAUUACUUUGUCUGUGCCAUCAACUACAACGUGGACCGUAAGCGGAUUCCAGAGAAUUUGACGCUUAAGCCGAAUGCUCUUUGUCACACCAAUCUGAAGUUUGAGAAAUGUGUUGCCCGUGCCAUGAGAGAAACACGUUGCCUGCAAGAACGAAUGAGCAUCAUGCAUCACCUGAAGUACCUCACUGACGUCAUAACAAUGCCUGUAGUUUCUUGCCGAGAAAAUGCUGCGGAGUAUGCAAAACAGGUUCUUGCAAGGAACCGCAACUGCGCCAAGAAGACACUCUUCAAGCACUACUUUUCAUGUGGCCUCAACUUCCAGAAGGAACUAGAAGUGAAUGAUAAUUUCAAUGCGGACGCCACAAGUGACAGACGUUGCAAGCUGUUGUCAGAUUACCACGCGUGCUACCGAAAAGCAGUGGAGCAGUCGGAGUGUCACUCGAAGUCUGCGAUAACUGAUACUAUACAGUACCUCAUGGAAAUGGAAACGAAGGACAUCGAUUACAAAUGCGAAGACCAACGACCUGUCUACAAUUCUGGUAUCAUAUCGCCGAAGUGUGUCAAGACCGUAGCUGUAAAGAAUGCCUUCCUGUGUGCAAUGACUUUCGAGCACCUUGUUGAAGACCUUAAGGUUAAGCGUGCAGCGAACGCUGAGAAUAUCUGCAAGCAUCUUGAAGAAAUGAACACCUGUGUCGACAUUGUUAAAAAGAGCACUGGCUGCGACCGUGAUGGAGAAAUAUUCAAUCACGUGACACCUAUACUUCACUCUUUGACUCAUGAUUACGACAGGGCUUGCAGCAACAUAACCAGCAGUUUCCGAAUGUCCUUCGUCCAAAUGAAGACUCCAACUACAUGUGUCAGACAGCGCGUCCUCAAAAAGAUGUUUGUGUGCGGGCUUAGCUUCAGCAAUCUCUUCGACGAGAUGGAGCCAAGAGUAGUGGGAAGAAAUCCUGUUAAAUGCAAGCUAUUGAUUGACUACGAGCAGUGUAUUGAGAAGGCAUCCAGAGGAACAGGUUGCGAUGAGGAUGCAGAGAUGAGAGUACAGAUAAUGUCUUUCUCGGACAUCAUGAGGGACGAGUACAAGGACUCCUGCCCUAGUCUGGUUUACAAGAAUGCUCCAGAACAACAGGAGGCCUUCGAAGAUUACGAAGAAGACUGGGCGGACGGAGAUUCUUAUUGGUACGACUCUAAGGAAGACUCCAAUCAACAGGGGCGCAAAAAGAAAGCUACUCGUAUGAAUGCUCCGAAGGUUAUGCCAAAAGAGGAUCCAUUUGGGAACAUACAAAGCGGAAUGGAAGGCAUCGCUAGCAAACAGCUAGUUAAGCAAGUCGAAAACAAGACAAAUGCUUCAGCAAAUGAGAUGGACCUCUCGGCUUUCCUGAAUCGAAGUUCGAACGCAAAUUUUGUCCAAGCCGUGCCCGCAAAGAAACGAAGAGUACACAUAGAAAAGGAGUACCUUGAUGAUUCUGCUGCUGGCUCCUUGGGGAUAAGCUCAGAUUAUAGGGAGGACGGCGAUGAACUCUUCUCAAAGUCCCUCGGCCGUCGAAGUGGGUUGCGAUCCCGUGCCAACGAGCGCCGUCGGGAUCCCACCCUAUGGAUAAACAAACGUGCAAUGAAAAUGCUGGACGACGGGGAGCAGCAAGAAGACGACGACAUAAUGGGCCUCGUUCGGCACAAGAAACGGCGCCAGGACUUCAUGCCUCGCUUCAGUGACUCCCUUAACAUAAAAAAGCAGCAGGACUACGAGGAUGAAGACUACGAUAUCCUUUCAGAUCGGGAAACUCACAUUUCUGGAGAUGAAUGCAAUCUGAAACAACUCAAGAAGCAGUCAGAAGUAUGCGAUAAGAGCUUCUCUGACACCGUGAAGGCAUCAUUGGGAAAGGAGUGGCACGGACAUCAACAAGCUCCUCCAGCUAAGGACGUGCAAGACAAGCUCUGCACGUCGCUUAUGAGCUACAGAUCCUGCUUGUUGGAGACAGCGAAGAGAAUGCGAUGCAGUGAGAUCGCGGGCAAAGUGGCCAUGGUCGUGGAGGAGCAAAUGAAGAAGCUGGGUGUGGCCUUCUGCGCGGGUUGUGGAAAGUCCGCCACAGCGUGGUUUAUCUUGAUGCUGACAGCGUUCACUACCUUCGUCUACAGCAUGCAUACGAUCUAAAAUCGAAAUUACAACUGCAUGUGUGAUUUA
Molecule: messenger RNA, 3486 nt
Organism: Ornithodoros turicata
Lineage: Eukaryota; Metazoa; Arthropoda; Arachnida; Ixodida; Argasidae
Exons: 20
Coding region: 217-3456 (1079 amino acids)
Source: RefSeq, a predicted model, not a curated record